AUGUUUUUCAGCCAGCUGAGUAAAGUGUCGGGGUCCGCAAGUAAGGGCCAUCCGCAGAACUCGGCGAAUGUGAAGAAGACGGUGAUUACGACCACGAAGGUCGUGAGGAAAUCGUCGUCUCCAUUGGCGCAACCAGCCGCGGCUGCCAGCGGUUCCCAUGGCAGCGGUAGCAGCAGCGGCAGCGGCAUCAGUGGUGGUAUUGCGGGUUCGAAUGUCGGUAAUAACAGCUCGAAACGGGAUAGGCAGGUGAAAAAUAGACACUCUUCAGAACCUGUGGCCAGCUCGAAACGAAAAAGAGUCGAAAAUCGAAGUACAGCUGGAGCCAGGACCGGUCGAGCGACGGCGGGCUCGUCGCCUCUAGCGACAGAUCAGAAUGGAAGUACUGGGUCGACGGGUGGUAGUAGCGGAGUUGGUGGUCGUGGAGGUGAUAGAGCGACGUCGUCGCCGAAACCUCGGAAGCGUAGAACCGCUAAAUCGUAUAAUACACGCGUUUCGGACGAGUCGUCGUCGGAGGAAGAAGAGAACUGGGAGCUGACGCUCAAGAAGCCGUCGUCGGCCAGUAUCACUGCAACUCAGUCUCCAUCGUCUGAUCUGGAGUUUGAAGAUGGCCAGACGAGUCGUCAGUUCUAUUUAGAUCCCGAAAACCACUCGUCCGAACUGGCUGGUCCAGUGGAUAUAAUAUCGUUUGCACAGCUGGUGACAUCGACUUCCAGGAACGUGCGAUAUAAACCGCUGUUUGAUUUCAAGAAGAACACCGUGAAUAAUAGUCGUAAUGAAUCUUACAAGACGAAUGAACCCGAAAAUGAACAAAAAGACGAUGAGAAGAGGACAAUCACGUUGCAAUUGCCGUUCGGAUCAGAAGAGUAUCCAGUAAUGAUCCCCUCAAAAGUAGAAGAAGCCAAUCCCAUAGACGAGAUCGCUGCGGUGUUUGAAAUGACAGCCACUGUUUUUGUGCCGGGAGGAGGUGAGAACUCACCGUCGUGGCUCAUUAAACACCCCUCCAACCAGGACUGUAUACUGCGAAGACUCAGAAGAGCAGUCAAAAACAACGACUCCCAGUCGUUUCACAGAUCUAUUGACGAGUUCAACGACCUCAUACUCAGUUUACGUGAGUCAGGAGCUAUCGAAUCAACCAUUAAAUCUAUUGAUAGACUGCCUACCCCGACCAUCUACGAACUGCUGAACCAAGUGUACCGACGAGUAGUCUCACCACGGACCCACGAACUGCGUGAUUAUAAGGCUUUCUCGUCGAAUGUCUACGGUGAGCUGUUGCCUCCAUUCGUUACCGAGAUAUUUCGCCAAACCAAACUGGUGCCGUCAUCAGUAUUCAUUGAUCUCGGGUCCGGAGUCGGUAACUGUGUCCUACAAGCGGCACUUGAAAUCGGUUGUGAAAGUUGGGGGUGUGAGAUGAUGAAAACGGCAUCUGAACUGGCUACAAAACAGAAAACCGAGCUGGAAAACCGUGUCAACAAACUAUACCGACUUGCUAUGGGCAGUAUCAACCUUGUAUCCUCGGACUUUGUACAAGACGAGAGCAUUCACGCGGUUCUGCACCGAGCCGACGUUUUGCUGGUCAAUAACUACGCAUUCGACGCCGAACUCAACGGCCAGCUGGUGAACAUGUUCCUCGAUCUGAAAGACGGGUGUAAAAUCGUGUCCCUCCGAUCGUUCGUGCCCACAGGCCAUGUCAUCACCGAACACAACCGCGAGUCGCCUAUCAACAUCCUCCGCGUCGAAAAACGGCACUUCUCCAACGACUCGGUCAGCUGGACCACUGCCGGCGGCGACUACUACAUCGCGACCAUCGACAGGUCCCGCCUCACGGCCUCUUAA
Sugiyamaella lignohabitans is the source of this 1833-nucleotide messenger RNA. RefSeq names its product histone methyltransferase DOT1 (gene DOT1). Gene Ontology annotation, biological process: subtelomeric heterochromatin formation; DNA repair; regulation of transcription regulatory region DNA binding. Gene Ontology annotation, cellular component: nucleosome; nucleus. The coding region runs from base 1 to 1833 and encodes 610 amino acids. Gene Ontology annotation, molecular function: histone binding; histone H3K79 methyltransferase activity. Lineage: Eukaryota; Fungi; Ascomycota; Dipodascomycetes; Dipodascales; Trichomonascaceae. The transcript has a single exon. The record is from RefSeq and is a predicted model, not a curated record.